UUAUUGAUGCAAUGAUGGUGAAGAUUAAUAUAAAGUGGUUAUAGUUCGGCUGUGUGUAUGUGUAUAUAUCAUAUAUGCAUAUUUAAUCAUACUUAACGUAAAGCUCAACACCUCUUUAUUCUCUCUAGACUUGCCCUUUUUAGUGUGCAAGUCAGGGUUAAGAAUUUUUUUUUUACUCCUAGUAAACACACUGUGUGUUGUGCAUUUACUGUGCUGUAAGUUCAUAUUUGUGUGCACAUAAAGUGUGCUGUUUAUACAGAUCCUGUGCUGCUUUGGCUUAAUGUGGUUUUAAGCUGUUGUAAUUCUGUUUAUUUUAGCACACGGUGCGCGUAAUUAUUAAUAUGCAAAGAGCAAAUGUGUAAUUGUGGUGUACAUAACAGCUAUUAAUGGCUUUAACCUCGUUACUGUUUUACUUGUUGUACAAAGCGUUCUGUUCUCCUCUUUCCUCCCACUUUUAGUGAAGUCAACACCGUGUCCCGUUGAGUCACUGCUGAAGGCGCUUUGCCAAAACCGUUAACUUGCAACUUUUUUUUUCCCAGAAUCACAUUUGCUGACUGUGUCUCCUGCUUUCAAUCUAGUAAAACACACACACACACACACCAGCAAAUCUGUACAAGGGUCAUUAGGUUAAGGUCCAGUCCAAUCUCAAAUGUUCUCCAGUAUCAGUUAUAUAGCAAUCCCCCGACUUGCUCUGUAGUAUAACUCCAGUUCCUUUUUAAACCCCGUUCUUCCUCAGAUCACUUACUCUUGCAGGGUUAGGUGGAAUCAGCGACUUGAAAACUCGCAAGAUCAUCAGGUAUUCAAGCAAGCAGUAGAUGAAGAUCAACCUUUCAGUGCUGUGGUGAUCAGCGGUGCUUUACCUUGAAGAGGAUGACUGCGCAGACUAAAUAACUUUUUUUCCAUGCUGACUUGAACGUGACUCGGCCUGGUUUUAUCACCGGAGUGAGAAAAUCUUUACGAGGCAAUGAGCUUUUAACAAGCCUUCUUUACAAGCCUUUAGAAAUAAGGCUUGUUAGCAGAUUCUGACCUGACAGUCUUUUAUUUGAAAUGGCGUUUUAGAAAGCCGCUGUUGAUACAGUCCCAGUCUAGAAGGAUCUAAAAUGUAUGCCUCCUAAGCUGAUUCCUGUUCACCUACAAAUUGCCAUUCCUGUUACUCCAGCUCUCAGAGUUUCUGCUGUUGCUGCCAGUACUGUGUUUGCAACACCUCAAGUCACAAACACAGAUUCCUUCCUACUGAGAUCAUUUACAGUUUCUUUUUCCUGGUCAAUGGGCCUCCUGUAACAGGAUGACGUUUAUAUUUAGCAGGAGGACGUAAGCCGAUCACAGACUUUCUAAUAAAGGCGUGUUUUGUUUCCAGAAACUCCAAAAUGGAUUAUAAAUUGCAUGUUGACAUGGAGGUGAUUCACAGACUGAAGUUUGUGCCUGAUAGUGCGUAUAGCACGCCGUAAAUUAAAGUGGACAUUUCAGUUUAAGUAAGACCGAGAAAGCCAGUGCACUAUAAAGGAAUUGUGUUUUCCUAAUGUUGUUUGCAACUUACCCAAAAGAAAGAUAACUUGGCCAGGACAUUGUAAACCCUGAUUCUUGGUUGCUCUGCACGUGUCUCGCACUGGCGAGUGAAGAUGAAGGCGCCGGGCCGCGGGCGCAGCUGAGCAUGUACGCGGCGUCAGGGAUGACGGAGUGCAAGGCCGAGGUGACGCCAUCAACGCGCAAUGGCCACCGCGUGUUCAGCUACACGCUCGAGAGCCACACGGCCGCUGCCUUCACCAUCAUGAACGAGCUGCGGCUUGAGAGGCAACUCUGUGAUGUCACACUGCGAGUAAAAUACAACGACCUGGAUGCAGUGGACUUUGUGGCACAUAAGGUGGUGCUGGCAUCCUCCUCACCUGUCUUUCGUGCCAUGUUCACCAACGGUCUGAAGGAGUGCGGCAUGGAGGUGGUGCCCAUCGAGGGGAUCCACCCACGGGUAAUGGGCCGCCUGAUAGAGUUCGCCUACACGGCAAGCAUCUCGGUCGGAGAGAAGUGCGUCAUCCACGUGAUGAACGGAGCGGUGAUGUAUCAGAUCGACAGCGUGGUGAAGGCCUGCUGUGAUUUCCUGGUGCAGCAGCUGGACCCGAGCAACGCCAUCGGCAUCGCUAACUUCGCAGAGCAGAUUGGCUGCACCGAGCUGCACCAGAAAGCCCGCGAGUACAUCUACAUGAACUUCAGCCAGGUUGCGACGCAGGAGGAGUUCUUCAAUCUCUCUCCCUGUCAGCUGGUAACGCUGAUCAGCCGUGAUGAGCUGAAUGUACGCUGCGAGUCCGAGGUAUACCAUGCGUGCGUGGCGUGGGUGCAGUACGAGCGUGACGAGCGGAGACCCUACGUGCAGGCGCUGCUACAGGCCGUGAGAUGCCACUCUCUUCCGCCGCACUUCCUUCAGCGCCAACUCGAGCACUUUGAGUGGGAUGCGCAAAGUAAGGACUAUCUAGCACAGAUCUUUCAGGACCUCACGCUGCACAAGCCCACCAAGGCAGCGGCAUGCCGCACGCCCAAGGUACCGCAGCUUAUCUACACGGCGGGCGGCUAUUUCCGCCAGUCGCUCUGCUACCUCGAGGCGUUUAACCCAACCACUGGCGCCUGGCUGCGUUUGGCAGAUCUGCAGGUGCCUCGCAGUGGCCUGGCGGCGUGUGUGAUCAGCGGGCUCUUCUAUGCCGUCGGAGGAAGGAACAACGCACCUGAUGGCAACAUGGACUCCAAUACGCUGGACUGCUACAACCCUAUGAACAACUGCUGGCUCCCGUGCGCCCCGAUGAGCGUACCCCGGAACAGAAUUGGCGUUGGGGUCAUCGAUGGCAUGAUCUACGCCGUCGGGGGCUCACAUGGAUGCAUCCAUCAUAACAGUGUAGAGAGGUACGACCCGGAAAGAGACUCAUGGCAACUGGUGGCCCCCAUGCUGACCCGGCGAAUAGGGGUGGGCGUGGCUGUCAUUAACCGCCUCCUCUACGCGGUGGGUGGGUUUGAUGGAACGCAUCGUCUGAGCUCAGUGGAGUGUUACAACCCUGAGAGAGACGAAUGGAGGAGCACGGCACCCAUGAACACUGUCCGCAGCGGAGCAGGUGUGUGUGCAUUGAGUAACCACAUCUAUGUAAUGGGAGGCUAUGACGGCACCAAUCAGCUGAACACUGUGGAGCGCUAUGACGUGGAGACGGACAGCUGGACCUUCAUCUCAUCAAUGAGACACCGGCGCAGCGCGCUGGGCGUCACUACCCACCAAGGACGCAUCUAUGCUCUCGGAGGAUAUGAUGGAAACACCUUUUUGGACAGUGUGGAGUGCUACGACCCUGAAACGGACACAUGGGCCGAGGUCACAAGGAUGACCUCCGGGCGGAGCGGGGUCGGUGUCGCAGUGACCAUGGAGCCGUGCCAAAAAGAUUGCCAGAAAGACUGCCAGAAAGAUUGUCAGAAAGAGUGUCAGAAAUUCUAGUGCCUCCUAUAUUUUCCUGCUCUUUUUUCCUUUCAUAUUUCUAUUCCUUUCUCUUUCGGCCAGGAUGAUCAGUGAUUACAAUUCUGGUGCUUCGACAACAUUUAUCAGUCUUCUAUGAAUCAGAGCAAACGGGUCUCUGGACAUCUACAGGGUUCACACAAAGCCGUGACUUAAGAGAGAGACGCAAAUAGACCAGGAGAUGCUUCCAGACAGGACUGGUUAAUUUUUUUGUUGUUGUUGUUGUUGUUGCUGGUUUUGUAGCCAAAAUACAGGCAUCGGGAUCAUUAAUGUGAAUCAGCGCCUGUGUCUCCUGUUUGUAUUACUGACCAGCCUUGUCUAUCUAAACCAAACUGACUAAAGCUGAACAUUUUAUUUUUUUUUCCUGAAGCAGAAGUUGCAGCUCAGCAACGUGGACCAUGGAUGUCAACAUCUUAAAGUGCCAUUAUUAUAUCUCACAACACGUUCGAGUAUCCUUCUGUCUGAACCGGGCUUCAUAGAACCGUCACGACGGGCCGAAGGCUCCGGAGAGGCAGGGAACCGCAGCUGUGGGUUGGUUUAGAGAAAACAAGCUUCCAUUUACUCUAAAUCUAUUUGAUCAGCCAAAACAUGGGUCAUGUUUCCUGAUGUUUGCUUCUUUAGUUUUGCACCAGAGCUUAAUGGUUCUAAGAAGUAAGAAAAGUAUCUCAAAAUCAAUCCGAUUUCAUGAAUACUAGUCUAUGGGAAUACACCCAGACUUUAAUCUAGAGCUGUGCACUGGGGACCAAAAUUCUGUGUUUUUGCUCUGUCAAAUGUUCAGGAAAAGGCUGUGAAAUGUCCUACAUUAGAUGAACAAAAUAUUUGGUCUCAUCUCAUUGCUCAGUGUACCACAGUUUAAAAAGAUAUUUAAAGAUCAUUAUAUUUUGGGAAACGGACCUAAGGAUCCAGAACAGGACUCUUCCUCUGUCUGGAGGUUAUAUGGAUGAUAAUAUAUUUCCAUUAUGAAGUGUGCUCCAUCCCUGUUAUUUUUGCAAACGUAUUUGCUUCAAACUGACAUCGCGUAUCUUCCAGCUUACAUAUGAAGCAGAUAUUUUCAUGUCAUGUGUUAUGUGAGGUUUGUAACUCCAGUGCAAAACGUGAUUCAGACAUCAAACAUGUUUCAGCUGAUUGAGUACAUUUUGGGGAAAUUUUUUCUAAAGCCUAUUUUUCUGGUUCGAUCUGUUAGGUUAGUAUGACAGAUUCAGGCAUAUUGAAGCAGGGGAAAUGCUUGAUUCAACUCAUUUGGUUAAUUAUCCAUGUCUGUUGUAAGACUCCCAAUUCGUCGUGUAUUAGCCGAUUGCUCAUUUCAUGAACUUAUUCACUCAGGGUGUUUUCUUUGGGUGCGAUACGCCGCCUUUGUGAUUAACCAGUGAGUCGAAUCAGCUUACACAAGGUGUUAAUGUUAAUGCUGGGAUCCACGGAUGCAUAACCCUGGUUUUUUGAUUCAGUUUAGUGUUUUCUCUGCCGAAGUCACUUUGUUAAUUUCUAAACCCCAUUCAUGUUUGUGUGUUUGUCCAGAUGUUUGUCUAAAUAGCGUCUCAUUUUAAAAGUGUUUCAGGGUCCAGUCUGGACCUGAGGAAAAACAGUAUCUAAAAUCCAAGAGCACAAAUGAAAGAAGACUGAUAUUUGAAAUGAAGGUUUUUGGAAAGUAAUGGAAAAGAACGUGGGUUCUGACCGUCAGUCGAUGCUGGAUGCAGCAUUACCUGAUGGGAAAGAAAAGUGCCAUUUGAGGCCAACAUUAUAGUCAGGACAGACGUCUUGCGUGAGUGGACAGAAAAAUCUGAUUAAUGUAUUUGUUACAGUAUUUUAGGCUACGUUUUCCAAGAUUUUAGAAACUUCUUGGAGUUUUGUACAGGGUCUGGAUAUCUCUUUUAUUUAUUUUGAAUUAAAUGUUUUAUUCCCCCCCCCUUCGUGCUUGAUCCUUACAUUCUACUUUGGAAUAAAUGACCGAUCCCCCCUUUUGUAUUCGUUGCAUACUGAGCAUGAGCCGUAUUUCGAGACGCGACGGCAACUUGUGACUUCUCUUUUUCUAAGUCUGUCUGUUGAAAAGAAAAAAAAAAGGAAGUAGUUUUUGCUUUAACAGUUUAUUACUAACAUUGAGAGAUAAUUUAAAGACUGCUUUGUACAUUUUACAGCAAUCAAUGUAUUGUACAUUGUGUAUUAAAGAUCUGUUUAUUGUA
Hemibagrus wyckioides is the source of this 5655-nucleotide messenger RNA. It is a transcript of the gene keap1b, whose product is annotated as kelch-like ECH-associated protein 1b. The transcript has 7 exons. The coding region runs from base 1652 to 3460 and encodes 602 amino acids. The record is from RefSeq and is a predicted model, not a curated record. Lineage: Eukaryota; Metazoa; Chordata; Actinopteri; Siluriformes; Bagridae. Gene Ontology annotation, molecular function: protein binding.